Habropoda laboriosa is the source of this 2946-nucleotide messenger RNA. Its product is annotated as eukaryotic translation initiation factor 2-alpha kinase-like. Gene Ontology annotation, biological process: protein phosphorylation. The transcript has 13 exons. The record is from RefSeq and is a predicted model, not a curated record. Lineage: Eukaryota; Metazoa; Arthropoda; Insecta; Hymenoptera; Apidae. Gene Ontology annotation, molecular function: ATP binding; protein kinase activity; protein binding.
AUGUCUGUCACAUAUCUAUGGAAGCAAAUACUAUUUCAUUCGUUACUUAUCAUUUUAAUCAUACUCCCGUUGAUUGAUAGUGGCGAUAUAAAACAAUUGACGUUUUGUAAACAAAAAUCAUCCCGCAGUUUAUUAUUUGUGAGUACAUUAGAUGGGAAGUUGUUUGCUUUGGAUGCUAAUAAUCUUGGGAAAAAACAAUGGACCUUAGAUUUUAAUGAAGGACCUAUGUUAUCAUCAAGUAUUCAUAGUAGAGAACUUAAUAAUAAUGGGCAAUGGGUUCGUCUAAUUCCAUCUUUAAGUGGUGGAUUAUAUAAAUUUGAUGGAGAACAUUUAGAAGCAGUGCCAAUAUCUGCAAACCAAUUAUUACAUUCAUCUUUUCAUUAUUCAGAUGAUUUAGUAUUUUCUGGUGGGAGAGAAGUCAAAUCUUAUGGUGUUUCGAGUACUACAGGAAAAAUUUUAUAUGAAUGUGGAAUUAAUGGUUGCAUGAAUAUCACAGAAGGAGAAACUUAUAUUGAACAAGAAGUACUUGUUGUUCGGAGAUUUCAACAAACUGUAAGAGCAGUUGAACCACGCACUGGUAUUGAAAGGUGGAACUUCAGUGUUGGUCAACAUGAUUUAGUACUGACUCCUCACUCUGAUGUAUACUGUCAAAAUGAAAUUGCAUCUCACAUUCUAAAUAUUGAAAUUAAAGUUGUUGUACCUGAUGGUUUAAUUUGGGCUGUUAAUAAAGACAACCCUACAGUAAAGUUAUGGCAACAGAAGUUUGAUUCUCCAAUUACUACUAUAUGGCGUGAAAAUACAAAUGCAAAAGCUAGUGGUCACAAAAAUUUGAAGGAAAUUAACUUAUUUGAUAGUACACAGUGGUCUUGGGGUACAGAAUUUUCAGUCAGUCCAGGUAUUUAUUUGGGUAUGCACAAUGGGCAGUUAUAUAUACAAGAAAAUGCAGAACUAUAUAAAUCAUUGGAAGCAUCACCAAGAUAUAUGCAGCAUUCAAAAUACCCAUGGCAACAUUAUCCUGCAAUUGGUAAUGCAAUUACAAAAUCUCUUUCAAAUCCAACAACUGAUAAUAAUGGUUAUGAUGCUUUGCUUGAAAUAAGUGAUGUUCAAAGCACCACUGCAUUAUCAGUUUUGUAUAAUUCGGACUAUGUAAAUGGAAAUUAUAGUUUUUAAUUUUUAAAAUUAUUUUUAAAAUUAGAUAAUAACAAACAAUGUAAUCAUACCAAUCCAAAUUUAAUGCUUAUUGAAGAGCAAAAAUCGUUUGGAGCACAUAAUACUCAUGAAGAGGAUGAUGAUACUCCUGUUCAAAUUAUAAUCGUAUCUUUGUGGUAUUGGUGGAAAGAAGUUGUAAUUAUUUCAAUUACCACUGCAAUCUUACUUAAUUUUAUGCUAACACAACGUUUAUUAAACGCUACAACAGUUGCCAAAGAUGCAGUGCUUCCGCCCUUAAUAGUUGAGAGACAUAUAGAGACAACUAAAAACAAUCAAGUAACUAAUAAUGAAAAAGAGAUUGAUAGUUUUAAAUCACGUUAUCUCACAGAUUUCGAACCAGUAGAUUGUUUAGGAAAGGGAGGCUAUGGUGUUGUUUUUGAAGCAAAAAAUAAAAUAGACGAUUGUAAUUAUGCUAUUAAAAGAAUUGCUCUACCAAACAGUACAUAUUCAAGAGAACGUGUAAUGCGAGAAGUAAAAGCAUUGGCUAAAUUGGAUCAUCAGAAUAUUGUAAGAUAUUUCAAUGCAUGGCUUGAAUGCCCACCUGCAGGAUGGCAAGAAAAACAUGAUCCUCAGUGGAUAAACAAAUUAAUGCUUCCAAAUUCAGAAUUUACAUCAGAACCAAUUCACGCAGAAACGAAAGGUAACAAUUCUGUUUGUAUUAAUGUCAGUCAAACUGAUCAAUCAUCAAUAGACAGUGCUUGCGAGGCUUAUGAUCUGAAUCACGAUUCAGAUGAAGAUUCCUUUAUUGUGUUUAAAAAAACACACACAAUUGGUCAGAAUGAAAAUGUAAUUAAUAUUAGUAACUGUAGUAAUGAAAUUUCUGAUUCAUCACAUACGAAUAACGCGAUGGAGAAAGUAUUAUUCGAUACUAAUGAUUCUACACAUUCUGAAAGUAUUGUCUUCAAAGACACAGACAGUAAAUAUUCAGAAAUAGAAGAGAGCAGAAACCGACAAAGAUCGUUCUCUUUAGAUUUGAAUAAUAAAUCAAAUACAUAUAAGUCUCCAAAAAUGUUCCUUUAUAUACAAAUGCAGCUGUGCCAAAGGCUAAGUCUCAGAGAGUGGUUAAAAAAUCAGUCAAUGCGAGAUUAUGGUCGUGUAUUAAAUAUAUUUCAGCAAAUAAUUGAAGCUGUAGAAUAUGUUCAUUUACAAGGACUCAUUCAUCGUGAUUUGAAGCCUUCGAAUAUAUUCUUUUCUUUCGAUGAUAAAAUAAAAGUUGGAGAUUUUGGUCUUGUAACUGCAAUGACAGAAAGCUAUAAUGAAGCCCACACUCCUCCAUCGGAAAACGAAACUAUUACAUUUAAAAACAGUUUACACACCGCAUAUGUCGGUACUCACCUUUAUAUGUCUCCUGAACAAAUAAAUGGCCAGGGAUAUAAUUAUAAAGUUGACAUCUAUUCCUUAGGAAUAAUUUUAUUCGAAUUACUUAUUCCAUUUGUUACUGAAAUGGAAAGAAUAGUCACCCUUAUUAAUUUAAGGAAAUCAGUAUUUCCAAAAAAUUUCAGUAAUGCUCAUCCUGCAGAGUAUGAUUUAUUGAAUAUGAUGCUGGAUGAAAAUCCUAACAACAGACCUACUACUUUAGGCAUUAAAGCAAGACCACCGUUAUUAAAUUAUGAAACAGCUAAUGGUCUUGCUGCAAAUACAGAUACGAAGUGGCAUUUUGAACUGCCUCAAUUGUUCCGAAAUUCCUCAGUGAUUACCAGUAGUAGUAGUAGUGAAUCCUGGGAAAACAUAAAUUGA